AUGAGGGAAGUGAAAAGGCAAGUUCGUGUUGAGAGGCAGUAUAAAUUUACGAGAUUUCGCGACGAUCUACAAAAAAGAUUACCUCGGAAAGAUAGACCGUACAAACAAUAUUUGAACACGCGAUUGGAAAACCGAUCACUCUCUGAGAACGAACGAAGCGAAGAUCCAGUCGACAAUUUAAAUAGAAUACGCGACAAAUUUCCCCACUUAAGAAAUGCUCUGCCGGAAAUCGUGCCAGAUGAGAAUGUGAUAGAACGCGAGAAGGAGAAAUCAAUGAAGACUGUAUAUCAACUGGAUUACUUGAAGGAAUUUCAAAAGAAUCAUCGUCCUAGAGAAAUAACGUUACCACAAAACUGGAUUAUUCCUGAGACAAUUCAAAGACGUGCAUAUCGAAAUCCAUGGAUAAUCGCAACGAAAGAAUUGAUAAAACCGUCAAAAAUUUUUAAACAGCGCAACAAUUUGGAUCCUAAUCCUAAAGAAAGAGAAAUUCUUCGUGUGACAACCGGAAAUUCCGAAUAUAAUGACACAAUCGGAAUUACAGGAGAAAGAGUUAUGCUACAAAGCCCAUCAGAUAUGAAAGAUCAUAUAGAAUUGCAAAAUUCAUUAAAGAGUCCUAGUAUAACUGAAUCAGAAUGUUCACUAAUAUUAAAACAAAAUUUAGCUUUCUCUGCGAAAAUAUUCUGAAUCAUUCGUAAAUUAUGGCUUUUAUAAAUAAGACGUAAAAUUUGCAUGGAAGAAGGGGGAGGGGAAGGAUUACAUGCAAACUAAGGAAAAUACAAAUAAAAUAAAAUCAGAAUAUACAAGUUGUUAGAAAACAGAAUUCAUAUUACGUGUAUUAAUUGUGUCUAAUCAUUACAUUUUCAAUUUUAUUCUGUGUUUUCAGAAUAAAUUAAUUAAUUACUUGAUGUAUUAUAUAACUUUAACUAUACACAUCACACAUUCAUACCAAUAAUACACUAGGUCGCGACACAUCGUUUGCAUAAUUCACAUAAUACACACCAUUUUUUUCAUAUAAUUAUUUACAUGUUCAAGUCUAGUAUUAUUUUACAAAAUAUUUUCCGACAAAUAUGAAUACUCGAUAUUUUAUAUGUAACAGAUUCGCCCACUGAAGUUUCAUAUUUUACCAAUAUUCUACAAAUGUCAAAAUUGUUAGCAAAUUAAUUAUCUGAUUGCUUAAACAAUCAAUUAAUAAUUAUAACCUUCUGUUGCUCAACUUAUCUUUCACGCAUUUAAAAUGUAUUUACUUAUCAUAGUUUAAUAUAUUUGAGAUAACUUAAAACUUAAACUUUUACUUAAAGAUGAAUAAAAUUAUACAAAUAACAAUCUUGCAGAGCAAA
Molecule: messenger RNA, 1337 nt
Organism: Wasmannia auropunctata (little fire ant)
Lineage: Eukaryota; Metazoa; Arthropoda; Insecta; Hymenoptera; Formicidae
Exons: 6
Coding region: 1-684 (227 amino acids)
Source: RefSeq, a predicted model, not a curated record